AUGGGAAGUGAUGAACAAAAAGUUGGGAUUAUGGGUUCUUGCAAAAGGAAGCUUAUUAGUGUUAUGGAGAGGACAAAUAAACUUGGAAGAGAUGAUCCAAGAAGGAUUAUUCACUCUUUGAAAGUUGGUUUGGCUCUUACAUUUGUUUCCUUGUUGUAUUAUUGGAGGCCUCUCUAUGAUGGUUUUGGUAUUGCAGCCAUUUGGGCUGUUCUCACCGUCGUCGUCAUUUUCGAAUUUACCGUAGGUGCAACACUAUCAAAAGGUCUAAAUAGAGGACUUGGAACACUUCUUGCUGGAGCCUUAGGAGUGGGAGCUCAACAUUUUGCCAGCCUUUUUGGCCAAACAGGAGAACCCAUAGUUCUUGGCACUUUUGUUUUCUUGCUUGCUGCUGCAUCAACGUUUUCUCGAUUCUUUCCACGGAUCAAGGCACGAUAUGAUUACGGGGUUUUGAUUUUCAUUCUAACCUUUAGUUUGGUAUCCGUUUCGGGGUACCGAGUCGAGAAAAUCUUGGAGUUAGCACAUCAAAGAUUAUCCACCAUAUUGAUUGGUGGAGCAACAUGCAUCUUUAUUUCCCUAUUUAUAUGUCCAGUUUGGGCUGGUGAAUCCCUUCAUAACAAUAUUGCCUCUAAUAUUGAAAAGUUGGCAAACUACCUUGAAGGAUUUGGAGGUGAAUAUUUUCAAUAUGAGGAUGAAGAGAAUAAUGUUAUUAUUGUUGAAGACUCAAAACACAACAAAUUAUCAUCCCUUCAAGCUUAUAAAACAGUGCUCACUUCACAGUCCUCAGAAGAAUCUUUGGCAAAUUUUGCAUCAUGGGAACCUAAACAUGGAAAAUUCUCAUUUCGUCAUCCAUGGAAACAAUACUUGAAAAUUGGAUCACUCACUCGUCAAUGUGCAUAUCAAAUUGAAUCCCUUAAUGGCUAUGUCAACCCAACUGAUAUCCAAGUUGCGAUUCAAUUUCGAAGAAGAAUAGAGGAAUCAUGCAAGGCCAUAAGCUCAGAAUCCGGCAAAGCUCUACGGAUAUUAGCUUCAUCCAUCAAAACAAUGACAAAUCCAUCUUCUUCAAGCAAAACCCACAUUGAAAAUGCCAGGACAGCCAUUGAUGAGCUUAAGAACACACUCAAAAGUGGAUAUUUGGAGAGCUCAGACCUAUUGGGAGUCAUACCAGAUGCAACAGUUUGUUGUAUAUUGAUUGACAUUGUGAAAUCCGUUGAGAAGAUAUCGGAAGCCAUCGAGGAACUCGGUCGGUCGGCGAACUUCAAAAGCGCGGAGGCAACAGUUUCACCAGAGAAGUCGUCGCAGUUGGUUCACAGAGGGAUCAUGAACCCAGUGUCCGACGGCGAGUGUGGAGAUCAUGUUGUAAUUAGGGUGGAUGAUAAUAAUGAAGCAGAUCAAAUAGUUGGUAAGAGUCAAGCUAAUUUGGAGGUGAAGGCAACAAGAAAAUUAGGGGAAAUAAUAGUUUGUAAAUAG
This is a messenger RNA of Benincasa hispida (wax gourd), 1467 nucleotides long. Lineage: Eukaryota; Viridiplantae; Streptophyta; Magnoliopsida; Cucurbitales; Cucurbitaceae. The record is from RefSeq and is a predicted model, not a curated record.